Messenger RNA from Styela clava, 947 nucleotides. Its product is annotated as DNA-directed RNA polymerase II subunit RPB9-like. Gene Ontology annotation, cellular component: RNA polymerase II, core complex. Lineage: Eukaryota; Metazoa; Chordata; Ascidiacea; Stolidobranchia; Styelidae. Gene Ontology annotation, molecular function: zinc ion binding; nucleic acid binding; DNA-directed RNA polymerase activity. Gene Ontology annotation, biological process: DNA-templated transcription; transcription-coupled nucleotide-excision repair; maintenance of transcriptional fidelity during transcription elongation by RNA polymerase II. The record is from RefSeq and is a predicted model, not a curated record.
CAAUUUACAUAUUGUUCGGUUUUGUCCGCCUGUCCUGUGUGUUCAUUGUCUGUUCCCUACAAAUCAUAUUUCUGGAGCAUAAUUCUGCAGCUCGUCAUCAAAAUGCAAGAGCACGUUAACCAAAAAGGACCUGGUUUUGUUGGAAUCAAAUUUUGUCAAGAAUGCAACAACAUGCUCUAUCCAAAAGAAGACAAGCAGAACAGAAUUCUACUCUACUCAUGUCGUAACUGUGACUUUCAAAUGGAAGCUGACAAUGCAUGUAUUUAUGUAAAUAAGAUUGUCCAUGAAGUUGAUGAAUUAACACAAAUCAUUGCUGAUGUAGCACAAGAUCCAACUUUGCCACGAACAAAAGAUCAUUCUUGUCCCAAAUGUCAGCAUAAAGAAGCUGUAUUCUUCCAAUCUCAAUCAACAAGAGCAGAGGAAGGCAUGAGACUUUAUUUUGUUUGCACAAACCCACAAUGUGGUCAUCGAUGGACUCAAUUGUAAUCUAUUCCAUCAAAUGGUGCAAUACUUGAAUGCAAUCAUACAUCGAUACAUGCACAAGGUGAAUGAAACAUCUUUUGGUCAUCAAAACGACCAACAUGAAUCCAUGAGGACAAGAACUAACAAAGCCUAUGGAAUCGGACAGGGUUGUGUGCUUGUUGCUAAAGAUUUUGUGUUACUAUUUUUACCAGCUUUUUUCAUUAACGAACCAAAUCAUUUGUUGCAAGCUCUACACUUAUAAGCUCUUGUAUAUUGACAUUUAUUAUGGUGUUUCACCAAAUUUUUAGGAAAUAUAUGCUAGGAAUCCCAUAUCGAAUAGGUACACAAUGUUGAUGAACGAUGAUUCAACCAUAUAACUGCUCCAUUGAAUUUGUGAAUACUUAUAGUAGAACCAGUUUGCUACAAAGGUAAAAUUCGUCUUUAAAUUUCAAAAAUACAAUGAAUAAACUUUUUCUAUCAAAUGA